This is a messenger RNA of Zymoseptoria tritici IPO323, 687 nucleotides long. RefSeq lists its product as uncharacterized. The record is from RefSeq and is a predicted model, not a curated record. The coding region runs from base 1 to 687 and encodes 228 amino acids. NCBI's taxonomy places the organism in Eukaryota, Fungi, Ascomycota, Dothideomycetes, Mycosphaerellales, Mycosphaerellaceae. The transcript has a single exon.
AUGUUCUCCUCCCUCGUAAACUCUGUCAAGACAGAGUACAACUCCUUUAACAUGUGGCCUUUCAAGAGGUCAUCUGAAGACCCAAGUUUGAAGACCGCUCCGCCCAGUAGACUCAGCGAAGCACUGGCGCAAAAGGACAGAGCAAGACCUUGGUCACCAACCCUCGCCAGCACUCGCGGCCACAGCCUUCGCAUCUCCACCCGCACAAUCAUAACCACGGGUGAAGUCAUUCUCCAAGGCUGGCCAUCGCGAGGUGGUCUUAUCGAGCUGCAAGGCGCUCUGGCACCUGACUUUGAGUAUCUCAAGCUGAACUCCAUCGACCCACCCCUUCGCCGCGACCCAGACCAGGAAGCUGAAGACGAAUUCUGCCGCGGCCUGCUCCGCCUGGGAGCAACGUGGUGGGCAAGCGACCGUCGCCGCAACUUCGUUCACCGGCUUGAGAGCCAAUUCGAAGAUGCCAUAGAAGCGUGCCAAGCCGACGAAAGUCUUGACCCCUCUCGACUAGAACGCGGAUGGGUUCGCGUAGCAUGGCCAUCUGAACCAGCCGGUUCGCUAUGCGUAUUGGAAUGCGGGAGGGUCAACCGUGGCCGAAGGGGUAACGAGAUUCAUCGACCUCGGCAGGCGGGACUGUUGUUGUUGGCGAGGACGAUGGACGAGAGGUGUGAGAUGUUGAAGAUGUUUGGGUGA